Messenger RNA from Rhagoletis zephyria (snowberry fruit fly), 486 nucleotides. RefSeq names its product importin subunit alpha-3-like. Gene Ontology annotation, biological process: protein import into nucleus. NCBI's taxonomy places the organism in Eukaryota, Metazoa, Arthropoda, Insecta, Diptera, Tephritidae. Gene Ontology annotation, molecular function: protein binding; nuclear import signal receptor activity. The record is from RefSeq and is a predicted model, not a curated record.
AAAAAAAAAUAAAACAAAAUGACAUCGCUGGAACCGAACGUGAAUCGCCUGCAGAAUUUCAAAAAUAAGGGCAAGGAUCAAGAUGAGAUGCGGCGUCGCCGCAAUGAAGUCACAGUGGAGCUGCGCAAAAAUAAACGCGAAGAGACGAUCCUGAAACGUCGCAAUGUUCCCAAUAUGGAUUCGAAUACAGACGAAGAUGAUCAGCUGCCGAAUACAAUCAACCUGAAGAAAUUGGCCGAAGCGGCUGCUGACUCAUCGAAACCGGAACAACAAUUGGCUGCCGUGCAGGCUGCACGUAAGCUCCUUUCUUCGGAUAAGAAUCCACCAAUUAACGACCUCAUCAAGAGUGACAUUCUGCCGAUUUUGGUUGAUUGUCUAAAACAACAUGAUCACACAAUGCUACAGUUCGAAGCAGCCUGGGCUUUGACCAAUAUUGCAUCCGGUACUUCGGAUCAGACCAAUCAGGUAUAGUUAAAUUUUCGUACU